CGCCAUGGACCGCCGGUGUCCGUGCUGAGGGUUCGGACUCCGAGCGGCCGGGGCACCGCGGCGGCAGGUCGGCCCGCGAUCGAGGACAAUGCUGAAGCACGUGCAGAUUAACCCGCUGCGGUCUUCGCUGAUGCGGUCUGGCCAGAAGGCGGACACUCUGAGCAUCAACUCCACCAUGAGCUUCAGCUCACUGCACGAGCCUGCUCUGUCGUCUCGCUCCUCCUCCUACACAUCGCUGAACGAGACACAGAGCAGCACGGGCAGCACCAGCGUACCGGCCACGCCCACGACGACGGUAAAGGUGUACACGCGCUGCCUACGGCCUGAUCUCGAGUACAAGACCAUGUGUGUCAAGUACACGACCACGUGCCGGGACGUGGUGGACCAGCUGCUCAACAAGUACCGCAUGAAGCACCGCGACCCUAACCUGUUCUUCCUCACCAUGGAGGUGGCCACCAGGAGCACAGGGGCUUCUGUGCGGACGAUCCUGGUGCUGGAUGACGACUCAUGUCCAGCCCAGCUGCAGGCCUGCUACCCGCGUGCCGACUCCAGAUUCACGCUGCGCACGUGUGCCGGCGGCCUUGUAAAGGUGUUCGACAGCGUGCUCCUGGCUGAGUCGAAGUACAAGAGCCUGCUGGUUUCGGAGAGGACAACAGUGGACCAGAUGAUUCAGCUGCUGCUUAACUGCUACAACUCCUCCGAGGGCGUCAACGUCUUCAGCAUUUACGAGGUUUGUGCGCCUGUCGCCUUCGAGCGCAAGCUGCAUCCGGACGACCGUCCGCUGCUCAUACAGCAAGAGUGGGCCUCCAGCAACGACUACAGCUUCGUGCUGAGGAAGCGGCCGCCGGGCACACCACGCAUUGGACGGGACUUCCCCCUCAGGCGAUCGUUUCUAAGCUGGAGUUCGAGUGAUCAGCCGUCGCCGACCGAUUCGGACUCGGAUAGGGAGGAGGGGCGGAGGUCGCGGAGUCCGUUCACCCCUCCACCCUCCGUGGCCACCAGCGGGGACGAGGAUAGCCUCUCCUCGGUGUGAGGCGGUGAAGUUUUCGUUAAGCUUGGCUUAAACCAAAGGUAAGGGUAGUUCAAAGUUUCUGACUGAAGAGUGUGUACAUAUGGCGGUGCUUUGCGUGUGGCUGAUAAAUAAAGCAGCUAGGUAACCCAUGAUAAUUGACAAUGG
Molecule: messenger RNA, 1177 nt
Organism: Pollicipes pollicipes
Lineage: Eukaryota; Metazoa; Arthropoda; Thecostraca; Pollicipedomorpha; Pollicipedidae
Exons: 8
Coding region: 89-1033 (314 amino acids)
Biological process (GO): positive regulation of epidermal growth factor receptor signaling pathway; signal transduction; positive regulation of fibroblast growth factor receptor signaling pathway
Source: RefSeq, a predicted model, not a curated record